Messenger RNA from Talaromyces amestolkiae, 744 nucleotides. RefSeq lists its product as uncharacterized. The record is from RefSeq and is a predicted model, not a curated record. Lineage: Eukaryota; Fungi; Ascomycota; Eurotiomycetes; Eurotiales; Trichocomaceae. Bases 1 to 744 code for a protein of 247 amino acids. The transcript has 3 exons.
AUGGCCUCAACAAGACCCGAAAAUGUGCCCUCGCCAGCGCAAGGCGUCGGCCCAUUCUACAGACCCGAAGGCGAAAAGCCCACCGCAACCGUCUCGAAAGAAGUCUCCUUCGAGAAUGUCCACGUGCUCCCACAGACUCCGCAAUUGAUCGCUCUUCUAACUAUGAUCAGAGACCAGAAUACCCCGCGCGCCGACUUUAUCUUUUACUCGAAUCGUAUUAUUCGUCUUUUGGUCGAAGAGGGAUUGAACCAUCUCCCCGUCGUGGAACAUUCCGUCACAACGCCAGUCGGACGGUCGUACCUCGGUGUCAAAUUCGAAGGAAAGAUAUGUGGUGUUUCUAUUAUGAGAGCCGGUGAGGCUAUGGAGCAGGGCUUGCGAGAUUGUUGUCGGUCCGUCCGUAUCGGCAAGAUUCUGAUUCAGAGAGACGAAGAAACUUGCCAGCCGAAACUCUUCUACGAUAAGCUCCCCGCAGAUAUCGCGCAGAGAUGGGUUCUUUUGCUUGACCCGAUGUUCGCUACAGGCGGUUCAGCCACCAUGGCUGUGGAGGUCCUUAAAUCAAGAGGCGUGCCGGAGGAGCGUAUCCUCUUUCUCAAUCUGAUCGCCAGCCCAGUGGGUGUGGCAGAUUUCGCUGAGCGGUUCCCGAAGUUAAGAGUGGUAACAGCUUUCAUUGACCAGGGACUGGAUGAAAAGAAGUACAUUAUCCCAGGACUCGGUGACUUUGGCGACCGAUAUUAUACCCUCUAA